Molecule: messenger RNA, 216 nt
Organism: Colletotrichum abscissum
Lineage: Eukaryota; Fungi; Ascomycota; Sordariomycetes; Glomerellales; Glomerellaceae
Product: RNA polymerase II transcription factor B subunit 5
Exons: 3
Coding region: 1-216 (71 amino acids)
Biological process (GO): nucleotide-excision repair; nucleotide-excision repair, preincision complex assembly; transcription by RNA polymerase II
Cellular component (GO): transcription factor TFIIH core complex; transcription factor TFIIH holo complex
Source: RefSeq, a predicted model, not a curated record
AUGCCCCGCGCCAUCAGAGGAGUACUCAUCGAGUGCGACCCCUCCAUCAAGUCCAUCAUCGUCAAUAUCGACUCCAACAACCACGACUACAUCAUUGAGGAUCUCGACGACCAGCACGUCGUUGUCAAGGAGAACAUGGUUGGUUUGCUCAAGAGACAGCUUGAUGAGAGGUUAAAAGAGACCCAGCAGCCCGAUGAGAGUUCAGACUCUGAUUGA